This is a messenger RNA of Cavenderia fasciculata, 1263 nucleotides long. RefSeq lists its product as uncharacterized. Gene Ontology annotation, molecular function: protein binding. The record is from RefSeq and is a predicted model, not a curated record. The transcript is spliced from 4 exons. The coding region runs from base 1 to 1263 and encodes 420 amino acids. Lineage: Eukaryota; Evosea; Eumycetozoa; Acytosteliales; Cavenderiaceae.
AUGUUACAAUCAUUAGUUAGAUCAACCACAAAGAGUGCACUCAAGAGAGUUGCCUAUAUCAACAACAGUAGAUCAUUUGCAACAAAGAAAGCUUCAAUCUCUUCUACUACACCAAAGACAGAAAAGGAAAUCGAUCAAGAGAAUGCAGAAUCUAAGAUAUAUACAUUUGAAGAAGCUAUUCUUCUCAAAGCUUCAAAUGAAAAGUCAAGCAAUGAAUGGUUGGCCAAUGACAGCGUUAGCACUAUAGAAAAACAUUUAAAUGAUAUCAAUAAGAAGUUAUCAGACUUUUACACAUUAAAAAAGGAAACAAUCGAUAUUCAAGUCAAGAAACCAACACAAGUAUCUGUAGCCGAGAAAUGUCUCAAUCUUGUCAAUAGAGCUGAAAUGUUUCUUGAAACUAGAGAGUUUGAAAAGGCAGAGACUCUUUUACUUGGUGCUCAAAGAUUAAUUGGUGAAGAAUCUUCUUUGGUCAAGGGUUAUAUUACCUCUCAUUUGGCUACCAUUUCUCAUGAAAAGCAUCAAUAUGAAAGUGCUAAAAACUAUUAUGAAGAAUCAAUUAAACUUUUGGAAAGUGAAUCAGACAAUAAUUUCUAUGGAUCUACUUUAUUAAACUAUGCAGAUUUGUUGUCAUGUACCGAUAGAAUGGAAGAAUCAGUUGAUAGUGUUAGAAAGGCAAUUUCAUUAUUCCAAAGUUCAACAAUUAAAUCAACAGAUGAAAGAAUAUAUUUUGCUCAACAUAACUUGUCGGCAUUACUUUGUCACCAAGGUAAAUUUGAUGAAGCUGUUGAAUUGAGUAAAUCGGCAUUCAACGGAUUCCAAAGAUCAUUUGGCAAUGACAAUGAAAUGGUGAGAGCAGCUGCCACCAACUUGGCACAAAUCUACAAACAAUUGAAAAUGACCAAUGAAUUGGAGCAACUCGACAGCGUAUUUGCCAACCAACAAGACAUUGCUCAAGAGAUUGUCGACUCGUUUGAAACCUCUUCAAAGGAUAUCGAUCACAUCAACCUCUCUGAACUCGGCAAGACCUGGUCCGAACAAGGUCACCAACGUGCCUUUGAUAUCAGUGGUUUCCAUAAAUCAUCUACCACUUCCAAGCGUCAACUCGGUGCCUUCUUCCGUGAAAUGAACAAACAAAAUAUCACAAUGGGUUUGGAAACAUUUGAUCUAUUAAAUAAUGAAAUCUCCUCUCUAGAUUAUGCUGCUGAUCGUAUCGGCGAAUGGCAACCACGUACCUACAAUUCUUUACCAAAUCAUCUUCAAUAA